AUGUAUAGUCGUGAUAAAAAUCAAAAUCCUUCUCCAACUUUUCCCUAUCCAGUACCUUCGGCAUCCUCACCUGUGUCAUCUAUUUCAAUCGGCUCUGUAGAAAAAAUUGAAAAAUCAGAUUCAGUACCUAAGUAUGAUGUUACUAUAAAGCACGCUGAUGAAGAUGCAAUUAGUGACGUAACAACCAUUGAAGAACCAGAUUCACUGCUAGUACCUCAAGCUAUUGUACAACAUGCUAGUGAAAAUCAAAUUAGUGACGUAACAGAAAUUGAAAAAGCAGGUUCAGUAUUUUUGUCUCAAAUUAUUGUACAACUUCAUAAUGACAAUACAAUUAUUGAUUUAAUACCAAUUGAAACAUCAGGCCCACUGCCUGAGUCUGAUACCCUUAUGAAACACGCUGAUGAAGAUGCAAUUAGUGAUGUAGCUCUAAUUGAAGAAGUAAAAGCACUACUAGUGUCUCCAGUUAUUGUACACAAUGCUAAUGAAAAUUCAAUUAAUGAUGUAACAGAAAUUGAAAAAACAGGUGUAGUGCUUAUGUCUCAAGUUAUUAUACAACAUGAUAAUGACGUCGAAACAUCGGCAACAAGUGAAGAAAAUUUUGUUGAAGUACGGACUGCAGUAUAUCGAGCUAUACGCAUAGAUGAAGCUAAUAGAAAAACAAACCAUAUGGUAAAUUCAACAGUUAAAGAGAUAAAUCAACUUCCCAGUAUUGUCCAACUUGUAAAGAAAGAUGACCAAUUCAAAAUCUUAGCUUUAGGACUAGAGGCUAUUGGUGUGACUGAAGAAAAUGAGAUGGAUGGUCCAUAUACUUUGUUCGCUCCAAAUGAUGAAGCUUUUAAUAAAGUACCGCAAGAGAUUGUUGAUCGUUUAUCGGAUCCAAAAAAUAGGGAGGAACUUGCUAUGGUGCUUGGAUACCACGCCGUCAUUGGUAGAGCCUUAACUGCAGCUCAAAUACAAGCUAUGAGUUUACCAGCACGAUUAGAGACCUUAGCUGGUGAUUUUGUCACAGUGACCAGGCAGAAUAAUCAAAUCAAAGUCAAUGAUGCAACAGUUAUUGCGAGUGACAUUGUGGCUAGCAACGGCAUUAUUCAUGUCAUCGACAAAGUUUUGAUGCCUCCAUCUAAAAAUGACUAG
Molecule: messenger RNA, 1134 nt
Organism: Rotaria sp. Silwood1
Lineage: Eukaryota; Metazoa; Rotifera; Eurotatoria; Philodinida; Philodinidae
Source: the annotation of a GenBank genome assembly